Molecule: messenger RNA, 2322 nt
Organism: Papilio xuthus (Asian swallowtail)
Lineage: Eukaryota; Metazoa; Arthropoda; Insecta; Lepidoptera; Papilionidae
Product: sodium-independent sulfate anion transporter
Exons: 12
Coding region: 223-2076 (617 amino acids)
Biological process (GO): transmembrane transport
Cellular component (GO): membrane
Source: RefSeq, a predicted model, not a curated record
AGUAGCCGGUGAGUAUUGUGCAGACAGUCGUAGUAACGGCGUUGCCCAAUGCGCAGGUUGUCUCGAUAUUUUUGCGCAGGCGCAGACUGUGGUCACGUGACGCGGAUACCAGCCAAUGAUUACGUUCGUUUAUUAUUGUGUCUGUUAAAAUGACGUAUUUAUUUGUGCGGUUAUUUUAAUAAGUUGUAAUUUUGGCGGGAAAAUAGUUCGAAAGGCGUAACGAUGUUCAAGUUAUCGCAUCCACUACGUCUAUUGGGUCGUGUGUUCCCGAUAGUGCGGUGGUCGAGGAGUUACGACCUGCGAACGAGCAUUGGCGACCUAAUAGCCGGGAUUACAAUCGCUCUAACAUUGAUACCGCAGUCGAUAGCGUACGCCUCGCUCGCCGGAUUCGAACCUCAGUAUGGAUUAUACGCUUCGUUCGCCGGUGGCUUUGUCUACGCAAUAAUGGGUACAUGCCCUCAAAUAAACAUCGGGCCCACCGCUCUGCUCUCUCUGCUCACCUUUACGUAUACCAGCGGAACUAAUCCCGACUUUGCUGUACUCUUGUGUUUUAUAGGCGGCAUUGUAACUUUAGUAGCUGGGAUUGCACAACUCGGAUUCUUAGUUGAUUUCGUAUCGUUGCCAGUGGUAUCUGGGUUUACAUCAGCAGCAGCAAUUACGAUAGCAUCGUCUCAAAUCAAAGGACUCCUCGGGCUAAAGUUCAAUGCUGAGUCAUUCAAGGCGACAUGGGAAGGCGUUGUUCAUCACAUUGGAGACACGCGCAUGCAAGAUACGCUACUUGGACUUGCAUGUUGUAUUGUAUUGAUGGGAAUGAAAGCAAUGAAGGACAUCCGCUUAAAGGAGCCAGAAGACGACAAAAGCCGUCGCAGCGCUAAAAUAAUUCAAAGGAGUCUAUGGUUCGUGGGUGUUUCGAGGAAUGCAGUAGUAGUGGUCAUUGCAUCUGUCAUCGCUUUCUUUGUCUAUGAGGAUAAGAAUUAUCCUUUGAUGCUGACUGGUUCAAUAACACCUGGUCUGCCCACACCUCAGUUGCCACCCUUUUCCAGCAACAUUGGAAAUACUACAGCUUCUGCAGGCCAGAUGCUUGCCCAUCUCGGCUCCGGAUUGAUCGUGGUUCCUGUCGUUGGUAUCAUAUCGAAUGUUGCCAUUGCAAAGGCUUUUUCCAAAGGCAAAACGUUGGACGCAACUCAAGAAAUUGUCACUUUAGGAAUUUGCAACAUAAUAAGUGCUUUCUUCCGAUCGUACCCUGUGAACGGGUCUUUCACUCGAAGCGCUGUAAGCGAUGCAUCAGGCGUAAGAACACCAGCCGCGGGCUUCUAUACCGGUAUAAUUGUGCUGUUAACCUUGGCGCUUCUGACGCCGUAUUUCUAUUUUAUCCCGAGAGCGGCGCUGUCUGCAGUCAUCAUAUGCGCGGUGCUACAUAUGGUUGACAUUGCUAUUAUUAAGAAGUUAUGGGCUACAAGUAGACUGGAUUUGAUACCACUAUUCGGAACGUUUAUAUGCGGUUUGGCUCUAGGCGUUGAAGUCGGCUUAGUUUGCGGCGUCGCUGUUGAUAUAUUGUUACUCCUGUAUUAUCACUCUCGUCCACCACUUGAAGUGCAGUUGGUAGAUGAUGGAAUUAUAAUACCGCAUUACGCAGUUCGUCCAAUCGGAGGACUACAUUUCGCAGGCGCUGAGAGACUUCGGGCGAGACUGGUGGCUUUAAAACAUACAAAGAGUAUGCAACCUCAGACCAUCGAUACGAUACAUGUUACGUCAGACGGCAACGAAAUGCGUAUUACUGUACCGAACGGUAUUAGUGGCACUAUUGUGAAACCUUUAAAAGUUUUGGUCAUACACUGUGAUGCUCUAUCAAGGAUGGACUACACGUUCAUAGAGAGUAUGAAGAUGCUGGUAUCAGACUGGUCUCGAGAUGGCUGCGUGAUCUGGUGCGACGCGAAACCCGCCGUACAGGAGCAGCUCAACACAGUACUGCAGCAGCCCAUAUUCUGCAACUUUGACCAGCUCAGCGCGAUACUAACCAGAAAUUUCGCAAUAGACACACAUGUUAACAAUAUAUGUAGUGAUACUCCGUUAUGAGAUCGGUAAUAAGUUCCCAAAGACGCACGGUGUGAGACAUGAAUUGUUGAUAAACCCCAGUCAAAAGUAAAUACCACUUUAACGUGUUUGAAUGUACUAAAUCUUAAAUAGGAAUUAUGAACAAAGAAUCCUGCAGUAACUUCUUUUACAAAUUAAAUUAUAUAUUAAACAAAUUUCAAAACCAGUUAAAGCCAAGUAAUCACCAAAUAGACUAGAAUCACGCAUCAUAUAAACAGAAAAUUCUAU